AUGCGUUUCAGGGCGUCAUUGGGCCCUCUUGCGGCUUUGGCCUUACUGCCACUUGCCAUGGCCCAGGCUUCUGACGACGGCGCCGCAACCUGUGCUCCCGAGACCGUUUUCAUCACCGUCGGAGCACCUGUGCCUACCCUUUCGUUCGCCACCACUGUCAUGAGCAUGGUCAGCACCGAGACCGUCGCCGUCUCCACUGUUACUGUCUUUCCUGAGUCCGAAUCUGUCACCACUUCUGUCUCUACCAGCUUCUCUGCAACUGCGUACCCGCUUCCUUCCGAGUCCACCCCGUCCACCCUGGGAACGACUUCCACCUCUUCAGUGUCUAUGUUCCCUCCACCUCAGACAAUGACCUUCGCGGAGACUUUCACAGUCCCUGUUGGCCCUACAAGUUCCAUGUACAUUGGCACCGUCACCCUCACCGAGGGCUGCCCUGCCGAAAAUGGUUGUGAGACCGGGUCCGGACCUCCUGCGAGUGUGCCAAUUCCUACAGGCUCAGUAAUUCCCACAGGCUCAGCAAUUUCCACAGCCCCAGCAAUUUCCACAGCCCCAGCAGUUCCCACAGGCUCAGGUCUGACGACCUUCUACCUGACGACAACAAUCACUUCAGGGUACAGUCCCCAGGUCGUUGCGACUAGCACAUACACGGUCAUUGAGCCGGCUCCCACUUCAAGCUCCAGUCACCACAUGGUCACUGCCAGCUUUACCCUCACUGUGGGCACUGUGACCGGGCCUGGGUCAGCAGAGUCUACCUCUACCUCUGCUCCUGUGGCCUCUGCAGAGCCUCCGCCAGGGUCUGUUGCCAGCUCACUAUCCGUGCCUUCUUCCUUCACCACUCUCACGUCGGCUGCCUCCCUUCCAUCUCCAUCGGUCUUCACCAUCACACUUCCUGGCCUUCCUGGAUCAUCAGUGCAGGUGAUUACAAUCACAGCGGCCACCCCUAUCCCUGGUGGCCCAACCGCUAGCAGCUCGUCGACUGAGGAGGCAUCAGCAACUGGGGUCCCAGCAGUCGUCACACAGACGACCACCUUGUUCUCCGGGACAACCGAGAUCCCAGGCCCUCCACCCUCGACAGUGGUCACCUCUGUCAUUUUCACCUACACAGUCUCGAGAGGGGAUCUCCCCAUCGCCACUCUCACUGAGUCGACAGAGUUCACCUACGUUGCUUCGGCUGGAGCCGUCGGGAUAUCUCUCACGACCGUGGCAACCGUGACCGCGUUGAGCACCGAGACCGUGCUGGCUUCAACCGGUCCCUCCCCUCCCGCUUCUGAGCCGACCACCACGCCUCCACCAUCACUGUCGCCCAGUGCCUCGGGUAUCCCCUCGUCUCCACCAUUUGCCAAUAGUACCACCAGCAUCCCAGCGAUUGUUUCGACUGUGUUUAUCAAUGGAACGGCCGUUGCCACCAGCCUCAUCGUACCUCUCAACUCCACAACAGCCGUCGCUCCACUGCCCACUGGCUCAGACACCACGGCGCCUCCUCCAGGCGUGGUCACGGGCAGCCUCACAACCAUCGUCACCAAUGGUACAGUUUCUGUCACAAGUGUCAUCGUCCCCCCAAGCCCUACCACAGCUGCUGCGCCCCCACCCUCUGGCAGUGAAUCCUCUGCUUCCGUCCCACCAAGUGAGGUUUCGUCUACUGGUGCCCUCACAAGUGUCACGACUAUAAGCAUCAGCGGAUCAGCUGCCGCAACAAGCUUGAUCAUUAUCACUGACUCGAGCACCGUCUUUGCACCACUACCAUCCGAGGACACGUCCCUACCGCCACUGCCAGGACCUUCUACCACACCUCCUCCCUUCCCGACAGGCAAUGGUACAGCAUCAGCAAUGCCGCCAUCUGAUACUGGUGCCAGCUCUCCGCUGCCUACCUCCGCAGCCGCACCGAGCAAUGCGACGGAGUCCGUCCCGGCUUCGACUAGCGCCUCUGUGCCGUUGAACUCGACCACCAUAAUCACAACGAAUGGAACAGCAUCGACUGCCACCAGCAUUAUUGUGUCGCUGAACUCCACCACCUUGGCGCUCCCGCUUCCUACAAAUGUAACGGCUCCUGCAUCUGGCAAUGGUACCGCACCCACCCCGUUCCCAGGCAAUGGAACCACGGCGUCAGGCACUGCUCCUUCACCUUCCGCAGCCAACGGCACCGCUCCUGCACCGACAGGUAACGUAACGGCACCUGCCAUUCCUGGCCCUUCUGCAAGCGGUGCAGCUCCGACAUCUGCCAACGGCACUGUGCCCGCCACACCUUCUGCAAACGCCACCAGCGUAGCGAACGGGACUGCGCCUGCAGCCUCCGGACCAGCUAACUCGACGGCUCCCACUAUUCUCCCAACAGGAGAACCAUCGCCCCCGGCCAAUUCAAGCUUGCCCUCUGGACCCCCAGCAAAUGCCACCGUCCUGCUCCCACAUCCCGGGCAUCUACAUCCGGUCGUCCUGGUCAGGGCGGUCAAGGUGGUGCUUCAUCCAGUGCUCCCGCUCAAGGUGGCCAGGGUGGUCAAGGCGGCCAGGGUGGUCAAGGCGGCCAAGGAGGUGCUUCUUCCACAGCUGCUCCACAAGGUGGCCAAGGUGGUCAAGGUGGACAAGCUGGUCCUACUUCCAGUCCUCGUCCUCAAGGCGGCCAAGGAGGCCAAGGAGGUUCUUCCUCAAGCGCCGCUCCUGAAGGUGGCCAAGGCGGUCAAGGCGGACAGGGUGGACAAGGCGCCCCUACUUCAAGUCCUCGUCCUCAGGGCGGCCAGGGUGGACAGGGCGGCUCUUCCUCGAGUGCACCCCCAGAAGGUGGCCAGGGUGGACAAGGUGGACAAGGCGCCCCUACUUCCAGUCCUCGUCCCCAAGGCGGCCAAGGAGGGCAAGGCGGCUCUUCCUCCAGUGCCGCUCCUGAAGGUGGCCAAGGCGGUCAGGGUGGACAGGGUGGACAAGGUGCCCCUACUUCGAGUCCUCGUCCUCAGGGCGGCCAAGGUGGACAAGGUGGUGCUUCCUCAAGUGCACCACCUCAGGGUGGACAGGGUGGUCAAGGCGGCCAGGGGGGUCAAGGCGGCCCUACUUCAACUCCUGCACCUCAAGGUGGACAGGGUGGUCAAGGAAAUCAAGGUGGCCAGGAGAGUCCAAUUCCUCAAGGUGGCCAAGGGACUCAGAGUGGCGAGAAUGGCGAGGGCGGACCAACUCACGGUGGAUCUAAGGGUGCCGUACCUCGGCCUCGUCCGAAUCCUCUCCAGGGCGCACCUGUUCAAACCGAAUCAUCGGAGUCGUCAUCGCAUUCGACUCGAUCUCAUUCGACUCCAGGUCAGAGUGACUCGGCCGAGCUCCACCAGUUCGAAUUUGUUCAAGGACACUCGACACUUGCUUCAGUUCUCAAGGCCCGGUCACAGCCAAAAGAGACGGCAACACCCUCCUGCGUCAACUUCCCCGGCAACAACAACAUGGUUAUUGAUUUUGACGAUCUCCCUGGCCUGCACAUAGCACCUGGCACCGACCUUGAUAAAAUCGACCCUGAUCACACUCCCAGUCCUUACCGCCAUCUCACUUGGUCUGAGGGCAUCAAGAUCAUCCCUCGCUCAGCUGCGCCCUACCAGCCAUCUUCUGGAGACCUGAUGCUCCAGGUUCCAAAUGAUUUGAAAGAUGAUCAGCUGGCAAGAAUUAGCGUUGGUGACCUUCAAGCCAAUCCAUGCUUCCGGUUUGACUUCACCGGUAUGCAGGCCGGAUGCGCGUCCAAGAAAGCCAGUUGCAUGUUCAACAUCACCGGCCUUUCGUGGGACGAGGAAGCUCAGGCUGAGGUCGUCGUGGGGAACUCGGUGUCCAGCACAAGAGCUUGCUCCCGCCAAAACAAUUGCAUGCUUCGGCCUCUGAUCCCGGACUCGACAGCCGGCCUGCAAAAUCUCACCUCGGUUCUCAUUGACGUCACCGCCAGGAACCAACCACAGAAAUGGUGGGCAGACGACGUUGCGAUCACCUGGACCGACGCUUCUUGCGAUGCAGCUUCCUGCCGCUCCAAUGUGAGAGACAUAUACCCUCGUCGUGGUCACAGUCAGGGUAUGACCCAAAUUGUCAAGCUGGCCCACCCCUGAACUGUUACAUUCUCGUUCCAGCAUGUUUUGCUGAUGUUCAAGACGUUUGUGUGGCCCAUGGUCGGCGGCUUCUCUUGUGCAUUGUCAUUGCGAGACACGACUGUUGCUAUCUCAGUGUUUUUUUGGAGCCAU
Diaporthe batatas is the source of this 4190-nucleotide messenger RNA. RefSeq lists its product as uncharacterized. The record is from RefSeq and is a predicted model, not a curated record. The transcript is spliced from 6 exons. The coding region runs from base 1 to 3453 and encodes 1150 amino acids. NCBI's taxonomy places the organism in Eukaryota, Fungi, Ascomycota, Sordariomycetes, Diaporthales, Diaporthaceae.